Ostrea edulis (European flat oyster) is the source of this 5234-nucleotide messenger RNA. Its product is annotated as inositol hexakisphosphate kinase 3-like. Gene Ontology annotation, molecular function: inositol hexakisphosphate kinase activity. The transcript has 6 exons. Bases 1616 to 2644 code for a protein of 342 amino acids. Gene Ontology annotation, biological process: phosphatidylinositol phosphate biosynthetic process; inositol phosphate biosynthetic process. NCBI's taxonomy places the organism in Eukaryota, Metazoa, Mollusca, Bivalvia, Ostreida, Ostreidae. The record is from RefSeq and is a predicted model, not a curated record. Gene Ontology annotation, cellular component: cytoplasm; nucleus.
UGUGAGUGUAUGAGAGUGUAUGUGGGUGUAUGUCACUGAAUACAAGGAGACACAUCCUUGGCACCUGUUGUUUCCAGGGACACGUGUUUGGCCCCACUCUUCAUCUUGAAUGUAUAUAAUUCUUUAUAAGAUGUAUGCGAUUGAUCACUGUUCGUGAUCUUCACGUUUUCAUGCAUCGGUGCAUUACAUAUAGCAGACUCUGCUUAAAUGGAACACAGUGUUAUUUACAAAAUAAUCGUCAUCUCACACUUGACUUCAUAUUCUACAGAGUGUAUGACUAACAUGUAUGAGUACGGGACGCCGUCUACAGUAAGUCGUUUCAUUACUACAUGAAUGUACUUUACACGUAUUCCUGAUGAAGGGUGUAAGGUGAAGAACUGCUAGAGGUGUAGUGUAAAAUAGCGUUUUGUGUAACACAGAACUAUGUUAAUUAACCACACCUUAUUUCCGGUGUUAGGUUUUUUGGAGUGCUUCAUGAACACAUUUGUCAUUAGCAUGGGUCUCGUGUAACAACACAAGUGCCAGUUCGCUAAAGAGCCGUCCGCUGCAGAGACGAAUUUCCUAGCAGUGGAUCUAUGUCUCUAGAACCAAUUGCAACUUUUCGCGGGAUCUCUCAGGCACACGGAUAUUUACCUGUACAAUGUGUUACAAUAUGUACAUACUGGGAUGGGGAAUAUGAAAAGAACCUGUCCUCUCUAUCAGUAUCUGAAUCCUAACCCUGUCUUUGUUGUGAAAACUUGCCCCCGGUCGCAGUGUUUAAUUGAAACAAUGAAAUAUAUUAUAUAUAAACGUUGUAACACCCCCUCCCCAAAUAUAUAUGUUAUAUAUCUAUUUGAAUUCUAACCGGGAAAACACGAACUAGAUUUUCUCUUUGAAAUAUAUGAAGUAUGAAUGGGACUGGAAUGCAUGAUAUAAUCAUUAAAACUGAAUCUAAAGAGAAAUUUUCAUUUUCAUUCCAUAGUCAGACGAAGCUCGUUAUUUAUCUUACGUGUUUAAUAAAGCAUGAAAGUAAAAAAAAAAAAAAAUUCAGGUCAUGGCACAUUGCAAUUUAAAGGAGAAAGGUCUCUUUUUCAACAUUUUCUGUCAUAAUUAGGUCGAUUGAGUCCACUGGAGAUUGCUUGACGUGUGUUUAUCGUUCAGUGCAUUUUAUUUCACCCAUAGCAAAAUUGAUUUAUGAACUCGUUACUAAGUUACUACCAAGUGUGUCAACCCACUUUUAAAAAAAGAAAAUCCGUAAUUCCAUGGACCCUUCCACAUUUCUACUUUCAUGUUUGCUUAAUUGCUAAUGUACAGGUAUUCAUCUCAGUCCCUCGGUCUUGUCUUGCCGUCAGCUUGUCUGAACGUUUUAGUAUAAAAUCAAUUACUGUAUUUUUCCGUGAUACCUUAUUUUGAAUAGUCUUUUUGUUGUUGUUUACGUCGUGGGCUUGUAUUAAUUAGAAUACAUAUUACUAAACGGAUUAUGCAAUUACUCGUUGACUCAUACAAUUUAGAUAAUACAGGUAUGGUUUUCUGAAUGCAAUGACCCACUCACGCGGAACGUAAACACAUUGAUUAUGAUUUCUAAACGGACUUUAAAGUUUAAUAAGCAACGGAAAGGUAAAGAAAGGUAUUUAGGAUGCCUGAGAUUGAGCAAAUGGGCGAGUCGGAUUUAGAUAUUGUGACCGUGACCCCUUUUGUUCAUCAGGUCGGAGGUCACACGUGCGUUCUGCAGGUCACCCCAAAUGUGGUAUGCAAGCCAUACCAAGAGAACGAGGUGAUGUUUUACAGAAAAUUACCGGAGGGACUCCAAGGAUUUGUUCCUUUUUACAGAGGGGUGAUCAACAUUAAGUGUGACAGCGAUAAUGGCAACGUGACAUUUCAAGGAGAAGUUCCCAAAGGUUUCAUGAGCACUCUGCAGGAGACAAAUGGCGAUCUCCCAGACAAAAUUUCCUUGAUCAAAGACAACAACUCUGCAAGUGAAGCUGAGAAUUUACGAACCUGGAGCGAUGAGUGUAUUCGACGUCAGAUCGAUAGAUAUGGCUACUGGCGAGAGGGAAAAGUACAGCAAUUCAUAAUGCUGGAGAACCUGGUUGCACCGUACCGCUACCCUUCUGUCAUGGAUCUCAAAAUGGGGACCAAUCACAUGUCACGUGAUGCCUCGGAGACGAAAAAGAGGAUGCUGGAAGAAAGAUGGAUGUCUACAACUUCCGCUUCACUUGGCUUUCGAAUGUGUGGCAUCCAGGUUUAUAAAAACGACAGCAAAAGUUACAUAUCACAUGACAAAUAUUUUGGACGUGGACUGGAUAAAAAUGGUGUCAGAGACGAAAUGAUGAAUUUCUUCCACGAUGGGUUUUCGUUAAGGAAGGACGCGAUAACGUCCAUUAUAACUAAACUACGUCAUAUGCUAGUCGCGUUAGACACGCAACGUGCCUUCAAACUGUUUUCGUGUUCACUUUUGAUACUCUAUGAAGGCGAUAGUACUCUUGCCAGGGAUGUACACAACAAACCUCUUCUAGACAUUCAAACGUGCAUUAACGAUGUUCGACUGAUUGACUUCGCCAAUGCGAUUGAAACCUCCAACUGCUCAAAUGAAGAUAUCACAUCCAAGGCCGGAAUUCGCUUUGGCAUAAAAAGUCUGAUAAGUUUGUUGGAAGAGUUUUUGUAAAAGUAUAAAAUAAUGUUUUCACCUCAUUCCUGUUAAAGGUGAUAUUUAGACUUAAUUUGAUAAGAAUUCCAUUAUUUGUGCUUUUUACAUAUUUGUAACUAUUUUGAUACUUGCUGGUAAUCAGGGUUUUUCAUUGCAUGAAUGAUUGAUAAAUAAUUGCUAUGUACAUGUAUAAUUCAUUGACGUACGAUUUUGACUUUAUAAUUAUACACCACUUCGGUUUCCUUAUCAACAAAAGAUUCAAACAUUUUUUUUUGGCAAUAUGUAUAGUAGCUAUACAUUUCAUACCCAUAUUUGUUUUAUUUUUUGUGCAAUAUAUAUGAAAUUAAACAAUGAUAUUGAAUUGUACUAGUUAGGCCUGAUGUAACGUUUCAAGUCAAAUUUCCAAGUUUCAUAUUCUUUUUUUUUCUGGAAAGUGCCUAAAAUUCGCUUAUAUGUGCUUUUUUUCCCCUAGUAUUGCUAAUUUAGAAACCUACUCUUUUCAUCAUGAACACGGUGCUAUGGAUAUUUUUGACGCAUAUUGAUUGAAAAAAUUGUAUACUUUUGGUACAUGUUCUUCUACAAAAACAUUUUAUAAAGUGUUUCUAAGAGAUUCACAUAUCUGAUAUUUAUAAGAAAUUGUUUGUCAUUCAAAAAUCUAUGUGCAGUGCAAUGUAUUGACAUAUGUACAGUUCUAUUUUUAUUUGUGUCAUUCAGUAUGCAAUUUACACAUCUUUUUACAAUUUAAACCAGAUUUACGUAUUUUUUAUAAAACCAUAGUAUUACAGUAAGAACCUUGAGAUAACACGCAUACUCAGAAAGUUUAAAACCGUAUUUCUAAUGAACCAAUAUUGAUAUAUAUUGCAUGAUGUGUAUCAGAUAUUGCAUGGUGUGUAAUAGAUAUUGGAUGGUGUGUAAUAGUUAUUGCAUGGUGUGUAAUAUAUAUUGCAUAGUGUGUAAUAGUUAUUGCAUAGUGUGUAAUAGAUAUUGCAUAGUGUGUAAUAGUUAUUGCAUGGUGUGUAAUAGAUAUUGCAUAGUGUGUAAUAGUUAUUGCAUGGUGUGUAAUAUAUAUUGCAUAGUGUGUAAUAUAUAUUGCAUGGUUUGUAAUAGAUACUGCACGGUGUCUAAUAUAUAUUACAUUGUGUGUAAUAUGUAUUGCAUAGUGUGUAAUAGAUACUGCAUGGUGUGUAAUAUAUAUUGCAUAGUGUGUAAUAGAUAUUGCAUGGUGUGUAAUAUAUAUUGCAUAGUGUGUGAUAGUUAUUGCAUGGUGUGUAAUAGUUAUUGCGUUGUGUGUAAUAGUUAUUGCAUGGUGUGUAAUAUAUAUUGCAUAGUGUGUAAUAUAUAUUGCAUAGUGUGUAAUAGUUAUUGCAUAGUGUGUAAUAGAUAUUGCAUGGUUUGUAAUAGAUACUGCAUGGUGUGUAAUAUAUAUUACAUUGUGUGUAAUAUGUAUUGCAUAGUGUGUAAUAGAUACUAGUAUUGUAUGGUGUGUAUCAGACCUGAUCAUCUACCAUAAUAUUUUUCAUUUAGAAUAGGAAUGCAAUUAACCAAGCAUGGACAUCCUUUCAAAAGAAAACGAUUUUCCCUGACCUCUAUCUAAUACAUGCAAUGAAUAAUAUCGUGUUUAUACUUCCAGGUUCAUUUUGUUGUUGUAUCUUCAAAAUUCAGUUUAGCCCUCUUUAUUUUAAUGGUUGAAGUAGAGUUUAUGAAGGUUCCCUUUGCGUAACGAAUGCAUGACAAUGUGUGUAUAUAUCAAUCUAAAGUAUUGACCACAGACAACUUAUUUUUCUUGCAUAUGAAGACAAAAUCCGUUUUGAUAACUUCAUGUAUAUUAUUGAUAAUGUAUUGAACGAAUCAUUGUUCACUUUCAUUUUAAUAUGCUAACCUUACUUUCGAAUUAUCUUUUAGUCGUGUUCAGUACAUUUAUUUAUUCCAGUGGAUACUGAGUACUGGACCCCUGAGUCUCUCUCUCUCUCUCUCUCUCUCUCUCUCUCUCUCUCUCUCUCUCUCUCUCUCUUUUGGAUAACGAUAAGUGUUAUCACCCAACUUCUUUCCUUACGUGUUUCCUUAUGAAAUAUUUACCAUCCGUUUAAAGUGUGACGACUUAAUGAAAUAUUUACCAUCCGUUUAAAGUGUGACGACUUAAUGAAAUAUUUACUGUCUGUUUAAAGUGUGACGACCUGAUGAAAUAUUUACCGUCCGUUUAAAGUGUGACGACCUGAUGAAAUAUUUACCAUCCUGGUAAAGUAUGACGACUUUGUAACAUUCCUUGGCCAUUAUUUUAUGGACUUGUUCUACCCCACCUCUUAAAUAUCUAUAUUCUCUCCCCGUAACUAUUUUGACGCACAAUAAAUUAUCUAGUGUUCAAUAAAGCCACGGUUUCCGAGAACAAUCUGGGCGACAUAUCACAAUAUUGCAUACUUAUGUCACCCGUUAGAUCGUCAUGUCCACGUGUUUCUUCAACAUUGCAAAAGAGCAGUGGACUCUUACAGGUAACUCACAGAAUCUUGAUUAAGGAAGUGUUCAUUAAAAAAGAGGACUAUUUUUUUAUGAAACCUUUUAUAUAUUGUACAUGUAUGUAUUUGUUGAUAAUAAAUGCUAUAUACCGUUGAAA